Molecule: messenger RNA, 3858 nt
Organism: Sodiomyces alkalinus F11
Lineage: Eukaryota; Fungi; Ascomycota; Sordariomycetes; Glomerellales; Plectosphaerellaceae
Exons: 5
Coding region: 1-3858 (1285 amino acids)
Molecular function (GO): protein binding
Source: RefSeq, a predicted model, not a curated record
AUGACCAUUGCAUGGAAACUACGGGAGACGGUCCCAGUCGUUACUUCCCUUUGGGUUGGUCUCUCGCGCCUUACUGCAAAACAACAACCCCCCUCCUUCUUUCUCACUCUUCUCUUGUCCCACCAUCCAUCUCGAAUCCACGCCUUCAUCUCUUUCGGCUUGCUCAACUUUCCUGUCAUCUUCCACUUUAUCUUCCACCUCAUCUUCCACCUCAUCUUCCACCUCAUCUUCCACCUCAUCUUCCACUUACUUCCAUUUCGUCUGACCAUCGACGAGCCUACUGCCGCCCUUUUCGUCUCCGAACACUGUAGCGAUGACCCUGCUCCUCGUCCUUCCACGGAAAAGAAGCCCUUGCCAUCUCUGGCAGUUGAUCGUCUCCCAGAAGAGAUUAUUGAACAGAUCCUCCAAGCUGCCGACCCCGACUCCUUUGCCUCCCUUAUUCUUGUCAACUCAAAGUGGCGACGAGUCUCCCAACGUGCCCAUCUCUAUGCCCACCACCUUCAUAAGUGUCCUUCAUACGCUGCCAGCCACAAUGCUCCGCCCAUAGAACCCAAAGAUGACAACGAUCACCACAGCGACAACCCCAACGACACCGAGGACGAGAAAGAACGCAGACUGCACGACCUGCGUGAGGCCUUUGCCCGCGAGGUGAAGCGCAACUUAUUCGAAGCCUACCUACGCCCGUCCGAGACCACGAUCAAGCUCAUCUCUAAUUCGAUUAGUUCCUCCUCAUGUCCCGGCGGCGAAAGCAUGCAGUUCAGCCCUUCCCCUCGCGGACACCAUCUCUUGGCCUAUAACUCGUCCCGAAUAUACGUCAUUGAUGUCCGCACCGACAUCAUCGACGUGACCCGCGAGCUUAAGAUCCUUCGUCGCCCCGUCUCCACCUGCAUCAAGGACGAUGGCUCCCUGCUGGCCGUUCUGUCCAGCGAGAUGCAGGUCGAUCUCUACGACUUGAACGAGUCCCCCCCGCGCCGCACCCAAUCCAUGAUCCUUGACCAUGCUCCACGCACCAUCGCCAUGUCCCCCUGCGGUUCUGUUCUCGCCGCCGCCUACGACGGCGGCAUCGAGGUCUCUUCCCUCAACCCCGGCGCCUUGGCCACUGACAGGAGGGCCGUCAAGUGCGACGCCGUCGACACCCUGGCCUUCUCCUUUGACGGGACCCAGCUGCUCGGCACCACCGUUCACUCGUCCUCCCCCAAUACCGUUGUCCUAACGGCUCCCUACUACGACCCUGCCAACAUCGUCGAUGACAACAUGAUCGCCCUCUGGACUACCUCGAUCCUCUUCCCCAACACCAGCCGCGACUGCAGCCAUGCCGUCCUGCUACAGAACACGAGUCGCGAGGAGGCCUCUUGGACUUUCACAUACGACCGCAGUUUCGAGACCUUCCGCGCCGUCCGCAUCGACGACCUACGCAACGGCACCACCUACUUCACCGGGCCUAUCCCCAGUCCAUGCGACCAGGCGAAGCUCCUGCCUUCCACCUCCCCUGCCGCUACCUACCACGGAGACCUCGUGGCUGCUGGUUUCAAAGGCAGAGACAUCUGGCUCUACGGCAUUCCCGAAGACCUCGACGCCGUCCCUGAAUGCGCUUCGUCCGCGUCUAACGAUGGUGGCUCCGCCGCGCUCGGACGACGCGGCGGCAAUGGCGACCCCCCUUCUCGCACGCCGUCUUCGAAAGCGCGAGAGAGCAGCAGUGCGAGGCCGCAGUGGCAGCUGCUUUGCGACAAGCUGCGGAAUACCUUCGUUUGGGGGACCAAGGUGGCCGAAGUAGAGGGCGUCAGUUGUGUCAAGUGGGUGUGCGGCUUCGGCGGCGCGUCGUCACGCGAACGCCUGGUCAUCGCCGCUCGGGGUGUCACGCCUCCCAAACCCAUCACCGAACAGGAGGAUGUCGACUUCAUUGACGGGGGCAGGAUUACUCUCCUCGAUUUUGACUACGCCAUCGAGAAUGGCUUCAAGCGGGAAAUCACCAUCGACGUCGGCACUAAGGAGCCCGAAGUCUUGGAGGAAGAACGGAGGGAUAUGGCUACCGAGGUUGCUAUAGUCCGCCGGAGGACCGUCGCCCAAAGACGGGACAACCGCGGCGCCCUUCUGCGCGCCUCACCGACUGCUGGUACCUCUGCUGCGGCGCCUCCUGUACCAGAUAUUCCGCCGCCGAGUAACCAUCAUGCGAACGCCAACGAUGACGACGACGAUCCCCUUGUUCCUCGCCGUAUGGGGGUACCUCCUCAGCCGGCUUCACGGCAAUCGACCUCGGCAGGCGUCCGAGAUGAGUCGGAAAGCGCUUCUCUUAUCGAGGCGCAGGAGGCUGUGGACGUCCCGUAUUCACACGACAACCCCCGUUCCACAACAACGCUCCGUCGUGCGGCUACUGCGGCCGCCGUCAGCCGACGUCGCAACCCGCGGCCUCCGGUUGCCGGCCAGGACACCUACACCCGCGCAGACGGCCGUCGCGAGCAUCCGCAUGAGAGCGACGCAGAUAACUGGGUACCUCCGCCGCCGCCCUACCAGAAGGACGACCCUGGUGACGUGCCCGUCUUCCUUCGACAGCCUGCAAUCGUCGGACCCGGAAAUCAUGGUCCCGCGACGUCUUUGCCGCUCGCCAGGUAUCAAACAGCAGCACCCACAACAACGGGAUCAUCUGCCUGGCCGCUGCCGUCCGCGGCUCCCCCGCACGUUCCAUCUACGUAUCGCAGGUCAGCAAGCGACGGUGUCUCCGUAACAAGCCGACUCCAGAGCGAAGAGCUUACCCGGCCGACAACUAGUGUUUCGAUCCAAGUCAGCAACCGCACUGCCAGUAGCGCUCCACGCGACGACGACGAUCUCUAUGACGUCUCGCCUCCUGACUCUCCUCGCCUCACCGCGCAGCAAUCUAGCAGCAACACCCAGCCAACGGAGUCUCGGAUGCACCCCCCAGCUCUAGGGCUGCAGAUUCCCUCACCGACGUUCGUCGUGUCAUCCGAGCCCGAUACCCAUUCCCAUGCACAAGCGAGCACCGGUUCAGGCGGACCCUUUCCGGGUAGACGACUUUCAAUCGCCAACACAUGGCCUAAAGCGCCCGGUUCACGAGAGAAUGCGCGUUCGGCGUCUUGGGUCGGACAUGCCCACACGGCACCGCCCAUUAGCGCAAGCCAGAGCGAGAUCAUUGCGGCGACGUUUCCUCUUCCGAAUGGCUCUGAAGCCCGAUCCAGUCUGGGCAGUCGCGGAUCGGCGUGUCACUCCUCGGAUCGGCGUGCGGCUCUAGGAAGCCGUGGUGGGAAUGUGUCUCAUUCUGGCCUCUCUCCCCUACCGCAGCACGUUCCUCUCCCGCAUACGCCAGUGCAGCCGGCGUCGAGCCCGCCUGUGGAAGAUCAACCUCUUAUUAUCAGCACUCCUGGCGGCGUGAGCGGGGCCUUCGAUCCUCCCGGUGCGCAUACUCUUGGAGGACCCAGGAGCGAGACGCCCAUUUUGGCACCCAUCCCGCGACACCCGCGCACGGAUCCUGAUGGGUGUCACACUGUCGAGCGAAUCGAUCCUUCGUAUAUUGCACCAUCCACCAACGCGCCAAGGAGACUAAUGCCCUCAUGGCUUCCGGCGCCGUCGACGACGUCUAAUGGUCAGCGUACAAACAGCUCGCUUAGUCGAAACGCCAGCCGGGCCGAACGAAGCGCUGCGAGGAACAUGCAAGACGCGAAGCGGCGCGGAUGGAGAGGCACGCGGAAGGCCAGGAAGAAGCGCAUUGACCACGAGGUCGCCAGUUCGGUGGCCUGGACUGACGUGUCGGCUGUGAGCAGAGGCGGGCCUGCUGACGGCAAGAGGCACAAAAAAUGCGCCGUCAUCGUGGCGUUGGGAAGUUCCAUCUUGUUACGACAGAUUUGA